UGUAAUGUGGUCGAUCGAAAAGAUUUUAAAAUUAUGUAGUAUUAUCUCAUUUGACUUGGUUUUUAAUAAAUAUCAAAUAAUAUUCACUAUUGGAUUAUUAAUUUCUUGCACAUACAGUCUAAGUAAUACUUUAAAUAUUAUAACGCUAGAAGACUUACCAGACGUUUUUAUGGUUACCAUGGCGAGGCUGUGUAUAAAAGUUUUAGCAGUGACCACAGUUCUUUCAAGGAUAGCUCUUAUGUAUCAUGUAAAGUCAAAUGGGAAAAAGUACAAAACCACUUUAAAAGAUAUUGAUUUAUACUCGCCUAUGACGGCUAAAUCGUUGGCGCAUCAUAAACUAUAUUCUUUGGUGAUUAUAUCAGUUUAUCUAUUUGUAAUAUUUCCUAUUAAUCUUUUGAAGUUUUAUUUUACGUACCAAAAACAAAAAGUCAUUAUUUUGACUGUGUUCAUAUUAUUUGUGUGUAUGCAAAACCUCAACACUUGUUCAGUAGAGACCUACUUUGUCAUUCAAAUUUUCAGAAUAUACCUCAUGUUUCGAGAGAUAAACGACGAUCUCAUUGGUUUAAAACACAAACAUUCAGAAUACGAUGAAUUUUUAUAUCAUAACGAGCUAGAUAUUUUAUCGACAGCGGAACUUCCAUCAGUUAUAUAUAAUAAAGAUUUUUAUAAAUGUACAACUGGAGCACUCGCAGUUACCAACAUGGUAGAACUAUUGAGAAUAAGACAUUGGUUGGCUCGUGAAGCUGUCGAUGAUCUUAAUCAUUUGUUUGGUAUUCAAUUGGUUCUUACAGUAGUUUCACUUGGAACAUUGGCCUUACAUGAUACAUAUCACGAAGUCUUUUAUGUACACGUAAAUCGUGUAAAAUUUUUGUCUUACGCACGUUCUAUUUUAUUAUAUGGACUUAUUUUUCAGUAUUCAUUUAGAAUUUGCAUCAUUGCUUUAACAGCCCACGUUACAACAAAACAGGCACUUAAAGCUAAAUCUUUGAUUACUGAUAUUAAUAAUAGAUAUCUGGAUAACAAUACCAAAGAAGAGCUACAAUUGUUUCUAAAUCAAAUAUCAAGCCGGGCCAUUGAAUUUACAGCUUGUGAUUUCUUUACAUUGAAUACUCAUUUAAUCACAUCUGCUAUUGCUGCUGGAGCUACAUACCUCGUUAUUUUGGUUCAAUUUCAUUCGGGUUAGUAAUAAAAUCACACUGUACAAAAUAAAAUAUAAAUAUUUAUAUAUUUCAAAAGUAAAUUAUCUAUAAAAUGUAGAUUUAAAUUAAGUUUAUAUUUGACAAUUUUAUUUUGUU
Messenger RNA from Daktulosphaira vitifoliae (grape phylloxera), 1295 nucleotides. RefSeq names its product gustatory receptor for sugar taste 43a-like. The transcript is spliced from 4 exons. Lineage: Eukaryota; Metazoa; Arthropoda; Insecta; Hemiptera; Phylloxeridae. Bases 5 to 1183 code for a protein of 392 amino acids. Gene Ontology annotation, cellular component: axon; membrane; dendrite. The record is from RefSeq and is a predicted model, not a curated record. Gene Ontology annotation, biological process: sensory perception of taste.